AUGCAGCCCGUGUGCUUGAUCCGCCAGGGCGCGGACGGCCUCGAGGUCGUGCCCGAGGGCGAAGCGCUGCUGCAGUCGCUACAGCUGGAGCCGCUCGCGAUUGUUUGCCUCGCCGGCCAGUACCGCACGGGCAAGAGCUUCUUCUUGAACCAAAUGUGCCAAGCGAGCGGGGCUGGCGGCUUCGUUGUGGGCCCCACGACCGAGUCGUGCACGCGUGGCAUCUGGAUCUGGGACGCCAACGUCCGCAACGACCGCGGCGAGAAGGUGCUGCUCAUGGACACGGAAGGCAUCGCGUCGACCGACAAUGACGAGUCGUACGACGCCAAGAUCUUCUCGCUCGGGCUGCUCUUGAGCUCCGUCUUUGUCUUCAACACCAUGGGUGUCAUUGACGAAGGCGCGAUUGACCGCCUCUUUCUUGUGUCGGAGCUCACCAAGCACGUGUGCCUCACGCACAAUCCGACGACAUGUGACGCUUCCAAGACGCUUCAUGACCAUGACGAUGACGACGACUUUGGUCCGUCCGAGGCCGAGCUCGCCCCGCACUUUCCUCCGUUUGUUUGGCUCUUACGAGAUUUCCUCCUCGAUAUACAAGAGAACGGCGUUGCGCUCUCGCCCAAGACGUACCUCGAGCGGUCCCUCGAGCCGCGAGACGGCGCGUCCCGCCGCACCGACGAGCGCAACCGCAUCCGCGCCUCGAUCCGGACCCUCUUUGCCCAGCGCGAGUGCAUGACGCUCGUGCGACCCGCGACCGACGAAGACCAGCUGCGGCACGCGAGCUCGCUCACCAACGCCGACCUCCGGUCCGAGUUUGUCACGCAAAUGGCAUGCAUCCGAGCUCGCCUCUUGGCGCUUGCAUCGCCCAAGCGCCUUCUCGGCCAAGUGGUGGACGGGCCGCAGCUGUGCCACCUCGUGCGUGCGUACCUUGCGACCAUGAACUCGGGCGCCGUGCCAAACAUCAAGGCGGCGUGGGAGUACGUGAGCGACGCGACGUGCGAGACGGCCAUGCAGCGCGCCCUCGACGAGUACCACUGCGUCAUGGCCACCGCCCUCGGCGAGAGCCUGCGCCAAGAUCACUUUGAAUCGACGUUCAAAUCGGCGCAGGACAAGGCCCUCACCGUCUACAAGCGCAUCUCGGUCGACGGCGACGCGCGGAAGCGAUGCUUCCAGAGUCUGAAGACGGCGAUUACGGCCGAUCGCACGGCGCAGAUUGCAUCGCUGCAGGUGAAAUCGCGCGCACUCUGCGACGCCGUCCUUGCGAGGGCCGCCGCCACCAUGCUCGACGCAGCGGCAGACGAUGCGACGACCUCGUGGCGGGCCCGUCUAACACCUCUCUUGGCUGCGUACGACGAAGAGGCCGACGGUGCGGCCAAGAACAAGGCACUCUUGUCCUUUCUCAGAGACGACGUGUGGUCGUUCGUUGACGCCGCCGCCGCGCGACGGGAAGCCGCCCACGCCGCCACGCUGGCGUCGACCGUCGCCGCCGCCGAGAGCCGCGAACGCGCGCUCGAGUCGACGCAGCGACACCUCGAGACGCAACUGCACGCGCUGGAGCUCGAGAACGUUCGCGCAAUUAGCGCCGCGGCCAACGUGCAAGACAAGCUCGAGGCGGCAAGCGCAAGCAACGUGGAGCUGCGCAGCUCGCUCGAGUCGACGCUGGCGCAGCUCGAAGCCGUUUCGGCCAAAGAAGCGGCGCGCCGCGUGGAGCUGGAUGCGCUGCAGCAGGCGCACACGGCCGUGAGCGUCGAGCGGGCGCAGCUUGGUGCGCAGUUGGCGCAGACAACCUCUGCGCUCCAUGCAGUGCAAGCCGACCGUGACAGCAUCCGCGAGACCUUGACGCAAGAGCUGAGUGACGAGCGUAAGGGCCGCACGACCGAGCGCGAGUCCGCGAUCGCCGAGAUGGCCAAACAAGCCGGCGAGCUGCACACGGCCCAGCGGGCGCUCAAGAGCGCGGCGACCGACCACGACGCGCUCUCGCGGGACCUCUCGGUGCUGCAGAAGGAGAAGGACAUGCUCCGGCACAAGCUCGACCUCGUGACGUCUGAGCUGGCGACGGCGUCAGCGACGCUUGCCGCCACGACCGCCGACCACGCGGACGCGGCGACGAUGUUGCAGCGGUACCAGAAACGCGUCGAGCGGCUCGAGACGCAACUCGGGGACAUGGCAACCAAUGGCCAGGUCGCCCUUGCGCUCGAGCAGGUGGUGUGGACUGUUGCCAAGCAGGCCGACAUUGACAAGGCCGUGCAAGUGGUGGCCGAAGAGAAGGCGGCGCUCGUCGAGCGCUUGGGCGACCUCCACCUCAAGAUUUCGUCGCUGCCCGACUUUUACCAGCGCCAAGUCUUCUGCGCCUCGGAGCCCGCGCCCGACUUUUUCGAUGCGCUCACGUCUUUUCUGUCGUAA
Messenger RNA from Saprolegnia parasitica CBS 223.65, 2397 nucleotides. RefSeq lists its product as hypothetical. Gene Ontology annotation, molecular function: GTPase activity; GTP binding. Lineage: Eukaryota; Oomycota; Saprolegniomycetes; Saprolegniales; Saprolegniaceae. The coding region runs from base 1 to 2397 and encodes 798 amino acids. The record is from RefSeq and is a predicted model, not a curated record. The transcript has 8 exons.